This is a messenger RNA of Selaginella moellendorffii, 726 nucleotides long. Its product is annotated as probable ubiquitin-conjugating enzyme E2 16. The record is from RefSeq and is a predicted model, not a curated record. The transcript has 6 exons. The coding region runs from base 111 to 590 and encodes 159 amino acids. NCBI's taxonomy places the organism in Eukaryota, Viridiplantae, Streptophyta, Lycopodiopsida, Selaginellales, Selaginellaceae.
UUCCCGGCCGGGAAAACCCUUGUUUUUGUCUCCUUGGUUUGUCUCGCGAGCAUGUUUUGGGGCGCCCGAUCGGCAAUCGCAGGGCAAUCGCGGGCAUUUUGCUGGGCAUCAUGAGCACAUCGGUACCUCAGAAGGCUCUCAGCAAGAUUGCCACGAACCGAUUGCACAAGGAGCUUAAGGAGUGGGAGAACAAUCCCCCUGCCGGAUUCAAGCACAGGCCGACCGAUAAUCUCCAAAGGUGGAUCAUUGAAGUGAGUGGAGCACCUGGCACGCUCUACGCAAAUGAGCAAUUCCAGCUGCAAGUGGAUUUCCCCGAGCACUAUCCCAUGGAAGCUCCUCAAGUUAUCUUCAUCCACAAUCCUCCCUUUCAUCCCCAUGUCUACAGCAACGGGCACAUUUGCUUAGAUAUUCUCUAUGAUUCGUGGUCGCCAGCCAUGACCGUCAGCUCCAUCUGCAUCAGCAUCCUCUCGAUGCUCUCGAGCUCCACAGUCAAGAUGAGGCCACCGGAUAACGAUCGCUACGUCCGGAACUGCCGCAACGGGCGAUCGCCCAAAGACACGAGGUGGUGGUUCCACGAUGACAAGGUGUGAGAUGGAUCGAAACAAGAGCUCGAGCCAGGCACACGCAGUGCUACUAAAAAUCUAUCCUAGCUUCGUAAGUUGCUGCUGCUAGUUUCUCGAAACGGUUUCCAUCAAAUCGAGACACACAAACUUGUUUUGUCACGCA